This is a messenger RNA of Pelmatolapia mariae (spotted tilapia), 5081 nucleotides long. It is a transcript of the gene stk24b, whose product is annotated as serine/threonine kinase 24b (STE20 homolog, yeast). Lineage: Eukaryota; Metazoa; Chordata; Actinopteri; Cichliformes; Cichlidae. The record is from RefSeq and is a predicted model, not a curated record. Gene Ontology annotation, cellular component: cytoplasm. Gene Ontology annotation, molecular function: ATP binding; protein serine/threonine kinase activity. The transcript is spliced from 11 exons. Gene Ontology annotation, biological process: negative regulation of cell migration; protein phosphorylation. Bases 751 to 2049 code for a protein of 432 amino acids.
UCCGCCCAGUCAGGCGUCACGGCACCGACAAGAUGGCCGAGAGUACGGGACGAAAAUGAGGGAGGAAACAAAAACACUGGCGACACUAUCCUUGCUGCGGAUGCCAGACCUGUAGAGCAGCGGGUGACGAGUUAGUGCAAAGAUAUAAGCUGGGUUGCUUAGAGUGCCUGUUCUGUGGGUGACAUUUGCCGUAUGCAGACGAAUUGUAGUCCAAGCUGACGGAACGUUUGGCAGGUCGUCUGCGUUGGCCAGGGAGCUAACCCGCUAAUCAUGUUAGCUAGCUGACGACACCGUUAGCUAGAGAAUACGCUUUGAGAAAGUGACAUCAGGUUAAAUUUGAAAUACACAGUCGUCGCUGCUACUUUAUUACAGAUAUCAUUUUUUCGCCAACGGUAUUACUUCUACGAGUGAGAAAUUUAAUUUAACACACUAGUUAACACUUAGCCUUCUGGUUAGUAAGCUAACAUUGCGGAUUUCUUCAGAGUUAGCGUUAGCAAACGUUGGUUAGCGUGCUCAGCUGUUUUGGGUGUCUUAGGUUGUUCGGAUACAGAAAAGGUGCAUUAGUUCGUGUGCAGGAAGGACAUUUUGUUGUCCUGUUUGAGAGUAACCGGGGGUAUUCUGAGCAGAUCUGGGUAGCUAGGUGUGCUGGAGGAGCGCUGUGGGGCAUUAACGGCACCACAGCCGGGACUGUAAACACAAGUGAAACCGAUCAGACCUCAGCCCUGCACUACAGAACCAGUCAGCGUCACCAUGGCCCAUUCUCCCGUUCAGGGUAACCUGCCGGGGAUGCAGAAUGCUAGAGUGGACCCAGAGGAGCUGUUCACCAAGCUUGAGCGCAUUGGCAAGGGUUCAUUUGGUGAGGUAUUCAAAGGCAUCGACAACCGUACACAGAAGGUCGUGGCCAUCAAGAUCAUAGAUCUGGAGGAAGCAGAGGACGAGAUCGAAGACAUCCAGCAGGAGAUCACUGUGCUGAGCCAGUGCGACAGCCCCUUUAUCACCAAGUACUAUGGCUCAUACCUGAAGGACACAAAGCUAUGGAUCAUUAUGGAAUAUUUAGGUGGCGGUUCAGCAUUAGAUUUGAUGGAGCCUGGAGCUCUGGAUGAGACCCAGAUCGCCACGAUCCUAAGAGAGAUCCUCAAGGGCCUGGAGUACCUGCACUCUGAGAAAAAGAUCCACAGGGAUAUCAAAGCUGCCAACGUUCUGCUGUCUGAGCAAGGAGAAGUAAAGUUGGCUGAUUUUGGUGUUGCCGGGCAGCUCACAGACACCCAGAUCAAACGCAACACUUUUGUGGGCACCCCCUUUUGGAUGGCCCCUGAGGUCAUCAAACAGUCGGCCUAUGAUUCCAAGGCUGAUAUCUGGUCUCUGGGCAUCACUGCUAUCGAGUUGGCAAAGGGUGAGCCGCCCCAUUCAGAUCUCCAUCCAAUGAAGGUUUUAUUCCUCAUCCCAAAGAACAAUCCGCCCACACUGGAGGGCAACUACAGUAAACCACUCAAGGAAUUUGUCGAGGCCUGCCUCAACAAAGAGCCCAGUUUUAGACCAACUGCCAAAGAGCUGCUGAAGCAUAAACUGAUCGUCCGCCAUGCGAAGAAGACGUCCUACCUGACCGAACUGGUGGACAAGUACAAAAGGUGGAAGGCAGAGCAGUCUAGAACCGCAGAAUCCAGUUCUGACGAGUCCGACUCAGAGCAGGAUGGCCAGGCCUCAGGUGGGAACGACUUUGGUAGUGAUGAUUGGAUCUUCACCAUCCGAGAGAAGGACCCCAAGAAGCUGCAGAAUGGGGAUGGCCAGUCAGGAACAACAGACCAGAAAAAAGACAUUCCAAAGAGGCCUUAUUCACAGAGCCUGGCCACUGUUAUCUCUCCUGCAUUAUCUGAGCUGAAGGCACGACAGGAGCAGGUGAACGGGAACCCCUUGGUCCUGGAUGAGCUGAAAGAGGCUAUCCUGCUGGCUGAGGAGGCCUACCCUGGCAUCUCUGAUUCAUUGGUUGCUCACAUGGUGCACAGGCUCCAGAGUUUCUCCACAAGCAAGACAUCCACUUCCUCCACUUAGUGACUGGUUCUGUCCCAGCCCUGCUCUCCCAAGCCCCUACCCCCCCCCCAUCCAACACCACAGCCAGAUCAGAGGGUUCAAAGUCAGGGGUGAUGUCAUUCAAUACCAGCUGACCACAUGUGACCUCUUUGUGUAGGGCGGGGUGCUAACCUGGCCUAUAAAAAUGACUGAACUCCAAAGCAGAGGAAAAGAAGGAACCUCUGGAGAGCUUCUUUUAUUCAGUAAUAAGGAGAAGUUAAGGGGGCAGCAAGACCCGCUGGAAAGGCUUUGAUGGGACAAACUCAGAGUGAUGUCAGCGAUGCUGGGCUCUGUAUACAGGAGACUCCUCCAGCCUCACACAGCAGAGUCCACAAGGAGCCAAAAAAAUCUCCCCAAAAUCCACAACAAGACUUCAGCUGCCCCACCCCUCCCCCACCCCCAAAGUAGGAAUCAUAUCCCCCCAAACCUCUGAAAGCAUGCUUGAUGAACCUGCAGGGUUAUUAUCUUAGUGUGCAAGCUGUGUGUGCGUGCGUGCGCGUGUACCUGUGACUGCGUGUUCAUGUGUUCUCUCACGUAAGUAAGACUCCCUGCUUAGGCAAAUUGCAGCAUUCAUAAGGAAACCUCAGGUAAAGUGCUUUAAGUGGAAUUUGUCCUCCAAUGGCGCAGGGGGUGGGGGGCCAUGCUGUACAUGAAUACAAGUUGUCAUUGCGGGAAUUGAAUCACUGUGUACAAAAUGGUCAUGCGCAUUUUGUAGAUACUGAUAAUGUUUAAAAGCAGAUAUUUAAAGUUACUCCAACAGUAAGAACAGAAAAUGCCUUGCCUUUACAGAUACACACAAAUCUGUGUUCUGGCAUUACAUCACAGUUUUCUUUGACUUAUCAGUGAGUGAGAUUCAUAAGUGUUUUGGGGGUUUUUUUCCAAAGUGACUUGGUUCCAAUCUCACAUUUGAAUCACCUGCUGAAUCAAACUAACUUUGUUACUAAGCUGACUCUGUUUAGCGGCAGAAGAAUUUCCUUUGUUUCUUUAGUCGGGAGGAAAACUGCUACCUGUACUUACGUUUAGACAAUUAAAGUCAGUUUUGAAAUUUUGUAGGGCAAGAUGAAGUUAGGACAAUUACAAAGAGGAACCUUUAGGGGUGGUCGAAUGCUGAUAUGUGAAGUAUUAUUAUUCCUCGGCUUGUAAUUUCUCCUUAGCAGUGUUUAGAAACUCAACGUGGAGAUGAGGAAAAAAUGGCAAGGCCCCAAGAAGGCAAUCAAUCCACGCAAAACUUUGCUCAUGGCCAAAUUAAACUGAUAAAUUAAUCAGCACAAGCCAAGCUGCAGAAUCCAAUGCCAUCUUUAUUAUCCUCACACAUUUCUGUUCUCACCUCCACACCGUGCUAUAGAAGUGCCAUGUCUUCUUUUAUGCUUUCACCAGAUAUUUGUAGUAUGAUUUGCACCUUUUUUUUUUCUAAUUUUCAGAUCAGUUUUUUUGCACUUUGAAAGUGUGUCAAGUAUUUAAAGAAACCUGUAAAAAAACAAAAAAUUGCUAAUAGCCAUGUUUUACUAUAUAUGUUUACUUAAGAGUUCCAGAAUUUACUACUGUGCUAAUGCAGCAAUAAUGUUGGUGAGUUGCAUCAAGACGCACUUGUCAACACAGGGACUGAAAGAAAUUAAGAAAUAUGUGAUAUUUUUAUAACUGCAAAGAGUUAAGUAUGGAAAUAUGGAAUGCUUUAUGGAUAUCAGCACCUGCCUCUGGCAACAACAAAAAAAAUCUGUAACUUACAGAAAAACAUAUGCUACGAAAAUAACAAAAUGUGUACAUUUGGUCUCCUUUAUCAUAGCUGACAGUUUAUAAUACUGUAUAUAAUCUUUGCUUGUGUCAUUUGAGAAUCCCCAAGUUAAAUUUAAGCUCCUUAUAAGCUUUCAAAGUGACAUGAGAAAUAAAGAUCUAAUCUAACUGAGAACAUAAUGGCCACAUUUACUUUUCAGGAGUUGGUGUUUGUAGACUGGAAACUCCUUCAACACCAUGCAGGAAUUUAGUUACUCCACUUCCCCUACCAUUGUGCCACAUUCACAAGUGUUUCUAAAGGAAGCUAAAGCAAUUCCCCAGCAUGGUAAAGUAUACAUUUGCUUGUUUGUUUUUAGGUAGGAAAGAAAAAGUCCUGUUCUUAUUCAAAAUUCCCAGAACACAGAAGGGGAGCUUCUGUCAGUUUAGGAUAGUAACUGCCUCAGAAUAGCUACAGUGACUGGACCACAUUGGUCGACAGCUACAGUGAAAGAUAAUUAAAACUGCAGUAGAGACACUACACAGCAUGAACCUGUUAAUGCAAGAAUAGGUUUGUUCUUGAUCACCAGAUCUGGCAAGUGCAUCUACUAGGAGGCUGAGGCAGUAUUUUAUUUACUGACAUUAAAUGUCAGUGAGACCAGAGAAAUGACAAACUGAGCUAUAUUUACUACAGUCAGUGAGGCCUCUUUUUAAAGCUAAAUAAUUAGCACCAAGUAAUUACCCAGAUAUGAUAUAAACCAUUUCUAAUAUAUAGUUCAUGAGUAUGAUUUAUUGUAAUCACAAUAACUUGUAUGUUUUUUUGUGGUAAGCACUUUGGGCAAGAAUGGUGAACACUACCUUCUUGCAUUGAAAGACAAAUCCACCCAGUCAUCAAACUAGCUGCAAUCAUUUGUAUUUGAAGGCAUAUUCAGUUACAGAAUUGUAAGCACGUAAACACUGAUUUUAAAUGAUGUCAUUGCAUAUGUGGAAGAAACCACCGCUGACACAGAUGUUUAGUGGCAGAGCAUUGGAGCAUUGAAUAGCCAUAACAUGACAGUGUUCUUCAAGCCCAAAAUUAAUUCAGACUUUGAAUAACGAAGAUUUCUUACUGAGGAAGCUGUGUGUGGUGUCAGAUUAUGUCCUGUUAAUAUCGUUUAUGUAUAAAAUACCAACAGCAUAUUACAAUACAUACAUCACUGCACUUUGAAAUAAAUACAAAUAUUGGGAUGAUUUCUUUGUAAUUAUGCAUGUGUAAAAACAUGAAAGACAAAAUUAGUUGAAGAUAAUAAAGCUCAGUGCAAAAGAAA